Messenger RNA from Ochlerotatus camptorhynchus, 1581 nucleotides. It is a transcript of the gene kri, whose product is annotated as krishah. Lineage: Eukaryota; Metazoa; Arthropoda; Insecta; Diptera; Culicidae. The record is from RefSeq and is a predicted model, not a curated record. The transcript has 4 exons. Bases 497 to 1174 code for a protein of 225 amino acids. Gene Ontology annotation, cellular component: cytoplasm. Gene Ontology annotation, molecular function: ribosylnicotinamide kinase activity.
UCUCUCGCUUGCUUGGCUGUGCGGUGCAUGUUUUUGUGUCAUCCAAGAAAAGAGUGUCUGCUGAAUGUGUUCACGUCGUUUAAGAAAAAAGUUUUCCUCACUAACAAAGUAAAAGUAUUAAGAGUUGCAAAAAGUUGAAAUAAAUAGUUAAAAGAUAUCAGUGUGGCGUAGUGUUCAAAAUUACCGGUUUCAGCAGUGUGACGCGCACGUUUUUCCAUAGAACAGAGUUGUGCAAUUUCGACAGCACUACUAGAAAUCUUACCACACGAUUCGGCAUAGCUUUUCCUCCACGCACGCACGCACGACACAGUCACAAGCUCAACAGGAAGAAGCAUUAAUUCCGUUGCGGCCUUUCGUUCGGUCCAUCGUGUGUGUCUUUGUGCUGCAAUCGUGAUUCACACCUGGCUGCAAAGAAAACAACGAUAGUAUUUAAUUACGCCAACGUCGUCGAUCGUCAUAGACUGCAGUAGAAUAAGCAACAACAAAAACAGGAACAAUGUGCAGCGAGGUGAACAACAAGCUAGCAGACCCAACACCAGCCUCUACCAAUCCGGCCGAUUAUGGACAAAAUCUUAGGAUCAUCGAAUGCAGCGCGCAGAUCAGAGAACUCCAAACAAUCAUCAGGGACAAAAACACGACGAGAAGUGAUUUCAAGUUCUACGCCGAUCGACUAAUAAGGCUGGUGAUCGAGGAGAGCCUAAAUCAGCUGCCCUAUUCGGAUUGCUCCGUCGUGACACCAACCGGGGCAAUUUACGAUGGGCUCAAGUACCGGUCCGGCAAUUGUGGCGUCUCGAUUAUACGUUCCGGCGAAGCGAUGGAGCAGGGACUGCGAGAUUGCUGUCGAUCGAUUCGGAUAGGGAAAAUCCUGGUGGAAUCAGACGCGGAGACUCAUGCAGCCCGGGUAGUGUACGCCAGGUUUCCGGAUGACAUUUCCAGACGGCAAGUGCUGCUCAUGUACCCGAUCAUGGCCACGGGGAACACCGUAAUACAGGCAGUCAACGUAUUGAAAGACCACGGAGUCCCCGAGACGGCAAUCAUCCUUUCGAAUCUGUUCUGCACACCGGCGGCCGCUUCCAUGGUUGUGACCGCGUUCCCCGAAAUGAAGAUCCUCACCUCGGAGCUGCAUCCCUCGGCACCGAACCACUUUGGCCAGAAGUACUUUGGCACGGACUAAUCUGCGCGCGAGAGGGACACCUCAAAUGUCUAGUACGACGUGCAUAUACAACUUUUACUACGAAUAUUGAUCGGUGCUCACACACACGCGCACCGGGAAGGGGAGUCUACUCGCUCUUAAUUUAUUUAUUAACUUGUUUUUUUACUUCGUGUUGAAUGCCAGUAUCAAUUGUGGUUAUUUUUAAAGUUUUCUUUUUUAAUUCACGCAAUUGUGGUAUGAUUGUGUAUUACAAAGCAAGCAAGCAAGCAACAAAACGUUGUCCCCUCUUGUCUAGAAGUAUGACUUAAUUUAGUUUUUAGGCUCAAAGCGCGUUGUCAGAAUAUGCCAGGAAUUUGAAGGGAAACUGAUCUUCGUUUUUUUAGGAAUCGUUAUAAUAUAGACUAUUAAUAUAAGGAUCCUUGAAUGAA